AUGGGGCUGCCUGCAAACGCCAUGGCUCUAUGGGUUUUCCUGUUUAGAGUCAAGAAGAAGCAUCCGUCGUCCAUCUACAUGGCGAAUCUGGCCCUGGCCGAUCUGCUCUUCGUCAUCUGGGUGCCGUUGAAGAUUGCGUACCACUUCAACAACAACGACUGGAUCUACGGAGAGGGCUUGUGUAAAGUUCUGGUUGCGUUUUUCUACGGCAACAUGUACUGCUCCAUCUUGUUUAUCACCUGCAUUAGUGUGCAGCGUUACUGGGCCGUGGUUCACCCAUUAACCCAGCUUCAAAAGGACAACUGUGUAGCCAUCGCAUUGUCUGUCACCAUCUGGAUAGUAGUCUGGGUAAUUACAGUGCCCUUGUAUCUAUACGAGCAGGAGGUCAGAGUCACGAAUGUCAACAUCGUAACAUGCCAUGACGUGACCAGGCCGAGCCAAAACAAAAUGGCGGCCGGUUACUUCCUCACAAUGGGAACUCUGGGAUUUUUUGUCCCUUCGUUGGUGUGCGUCGUGUCCUACGUUUUGAUGUUGAAGGCUCUUCAAAAGAAUAUCUCGGACCCUACGAUUGGCAAGAAGCGAAAGAAAGCGAUCGUCCUCAUCAUUACGGUGCUGGUUAUGUUUAUUGUCUGCUUCACUCCCAGUAAUAUAAUGUUAAUAGUCCACUACAGUUUGCUGCUGAGUGGAGCCAAAGACAACUUGUAUGGAUUCUACAUCACCACUCUCUGCUUGGCGAGUCUCAACAGCUGCAUCGAUCCCUUUGUUUACUAUUUCAUCUCCGAGGACUUCAGAAAUCACAUCAAGAACACUUUCUUGUGUCGCAGCGAGCGUACUGUGGAGCAAAUGAGGGUCUCGUUCAGUGCCUUGAAAUACUCCAAGAAGAGCAACACCUACACCUCCAGCUCAGGCAACACACGCAGUACUGAGUGCUAG
This is a messenger RNA of Knipowitschia caucasica, 933 nucleotides long. The record is from the annotation of a GenBank genome assembly. Lineage: Eukaryota; Metazoa; Chordata; Actinopteri; Gobiiformes; Gobiidae.